This is a messenger RNA of Kuraishia capsulata CBS 1993, 297 nucleotides long. RefSeq lists its product as uncharacterized. The coding region runs from base 1 to 297 and encodes 98 amino acids. The record is from RefSeq and is a predicted model, not a curated record. The transcript is spliced from 2 exons. Lineage: Eukaryota; Fungi; Ascomycota; Pichiomycetes; Pichiales; Pichiaceae.
AUGAAGCUCAACCUUCUCUUUAUUGCCUCUUUCCUCCUGACAUUGGUGUCCGCCUCUCGUUACGUGCUUGUGUUUGAGACAGGCAAGAUAACGCCCAAAGACCAUAUCGACGAGGUCAAGCAAGCCAUUGAGACCCUGGGUGGAAAGAUCACCUUCAACUACGAACUCACCAUCACUGGCUUUUCGUUCACGCUGCCCAAAACUGCCUCUGAAAAACUUAAUGCUGUCUCCAAGAAGUUUUCGUCUGUUGAGUUUCCGUUUUUCAUCGAAGAGGACUCUACUGUGAACGCUAGCUAA